This is a messenger RNA of Gossypium raimondii (Peruvian cotton), 1913 nucleotides long. Its product is annotated as UPF0481 protein At3g47200. NCBI's taxonomy places the organism in Eukaryota, Viridiplantae, Streptophyta, Magnoliopsida, Malvales, Malvaceae. The record is from RefSeq and is a predicted model, not a curated record. Bases 288 to 1718 code for a protein of 476 amino acids. The transcript has 2 exons.
AUAAAAAAAAGGUAUGCCGCCUUCAUAUAUACUUUUCUUUAACAUCCUCAGUUUUCUUGUUGCAGCUUGUUCCCUCUUUUUACUGCCUUUCCCUUCUCUUCUCAACGAUUCCAUUUAUAUAAACAAAUAAGGAAGAAAGGAAUUUCAGUCUCAAUAUAUCCAUUUCACGUUUGGGCACAAACAACAAAGCUCUGAGGUUGUCGUCUUUGUCUUGUUUGUUUGUUUGUUUCUGCUCCUACAAGACAUGCUAUGCCGUUGCCUGCAAUAAGGGACACAUUGUAACACAAAUGGCGGAAUCGAAUUGGGUUAUCGAAGUUAAUCGAAAACUCGAGAACAUGGUGGAUACUGAGGCAGAGAAGGAGCAUUGGAUGAAGCAAUCAAUCUACAGAGUGCCUGCUGCCAUUGCUGAGCUUAACAAGAAAGCUUACAUGCCUCAAGUUGUGUCCUUCGGUCCUUACCACCAUGGCGAAGACCGUGUAAAGCCCAUGGAGGAUCAUAAGAAACGAGCACUCCUUCAUUUCCUUAGAAGAUCCAACAAGCCUUUGGAUUUGUUUGUGGAGUCUUUGAAUAAAGACUUGCAGAAAUUGAAGGAAUGCUAUGAUUUGCUUGAUCCUAUAUGGCAAGAUGACGACAAGUUUUUGCAGCUGAUGAUUGUGGAUGGGUGUUUCAUGCUGGAGAUUCUACGCUCUGCUACUCAUACAAUGGAUGAUUAUGCUCCAAAUGACCCAAUCUUCAGCAACCAUGGGAAGAUACAUGUUAUGCCAUUCAUUAAACGAGAUAUGUUGAUGCUUGAGAAUCAAUUGCCAAUUCCUGUUCUCUACAGCUUGGUUGCUGUAGAUAGCAAUGGAACUAAGGAUGGAGAGUUCGUGAAUAAACUUAUACUCAAGUUCUGUUCCCCACAUACGCCCAUCUUGAACAUGGGACCUUGUUUGCACGUCUUGGAUCUGUAUAGGAAGAGUCUGAUUCAAGACAUAAGGCCAGUACGUAAACGGAGAAAACGACUCCUUAAAUAUCGAAGCUCUUCGCACCAGGAUGGUGACGACAUCAUUCGAUCUGCAAUGGAGCUUCAGGAAGCCGGAAUCCAGUUCAAGAAAAGCAAGACCAUGAGCUUCAAGGACAUCUCGUUCCGCAGCGGUGUACUUAAGCUUCCAGUUAUCAUCGUAGACGAUGCGACAGAGUCAAUGUUUUUAAACCUAAUAGCAUUCGAACGUUUCCAUGUCGGGGCAGGCAAUGAGGUGACAUCCUACAUCUUUUUCAUGGAUAACAUAAUUGAUAAUGAGAGGGAUGUGGCACUUUUGCAUUCCACCGGGAUCAUUCAGAAUGCACUUGGAAGUGAUAAAGCAGUGGCUUACCUGUUCAACUCGCUGUCGAAAGAUAUAACGUUGGAUCCAGAGAGCAGCCUGGAUGAGGUGCAGAAGAAGGUGAACAAGUACUGCAAGAAAGCUUGGAAUGAAUGGCGAGCUAACCUCAUCCAUACCUACUUUAGAAACCCAUGGGCUAUGCUUUCUUUGAUUGGUGCCAUCUUUCUUUUUGCCCUCACUAUAGUACAAACUGUGUACACUAUAUAUCCUUACUACCACGACUCUUCUCCCUCACCCCCUCCACCACUUGCUCCGCCACCUAUGGCUCCUCCACCAAUUGCUCAGCCUCCUACAGCUCCACCAAUGGCCUCUCCGAAACAUAGGGUUCCUUCACAAUCCAAUCGAACUCACCAUUGAUGUAUGAUAUGAUAAAAUAUAAUUCCCUUCCUGCUAAUAAGAUAUGCUGUUUCUGGCUACCCCCAUCAUGCGCAGGUUGGAUUCAUUGCAGAUUUUUACAAGAUUUUUUUUUUUUUUGAAUUAAUUUGAUUCAUAAUAUUGAUGACAUUAUAAUAUGCGUAUACAAAUAAGAAAUAAGUGGAUUUUGCUCUUUUA